Molecule: messenger RNA, 219 nt
Organism: Onychomys torridus (southern grasshopper mouse)
Lineage: Eukaryota; Metazoa; Chordata; Mammalia; Rodentia; Cricetidae
Product: small proline-rich protein 2E-like
Exons: 1
Coding region: 1-219 (72 amino acids)
Cellular component (GO): cornified envelope
Source: RefSeq, a predicted model, not a curated record
AUGUCUUACCAGCAACAACAGUGCAAGCAGCCCUGCCAGCCUCCUCCUGUGUGCCCACCCCCUAAGUGCCCAGAGCCUUGUCCUCCCCCUAAGUGCCCAGAGCCUUGUCCUCCCCCAAAGUGCCCUGAGCCCUGCCCGCCUCAGCCAUGCCAGCAGAAAUGUCCUCCUGUGCAACCUCCUUCACCCUGCCAUCAAAAGUGCCCACCCAAGAGCAAGUGA